AUGGAUACAGCAAUUGAUCUCUCCGAUGCCUCUAAGGCAUUGGAUCUAUCCAACAUCAGAUUCCAGUUGAUUCGACUAGAAGACACGAUUACUUUCCAUCUGAUCGAGCGCGUCCAAUUCCCUCUCAACAAGCCCAUCUAUGUCCCCGGCGGGGUCAACAUCCCUGGCGAUCAGAUCAGUCUGAUGGACUAUCUGCUCCGCGAGCAGGAGCGUCUACAAUCCCGCGUUCGUCGCUACGAGUCCCCCGAUGAAUAUCCCUUCUUCCCAAAUGCGCUGGAGACACCUAUCCUGCAACCCCUCGAGUACCCCAAGAUUCUCCACGACAACGAUGUCAACGUGAACGAGACCAUCAAGAAGCGCUACAUCGAGAAUAUCCUUCCUGCAGUCUGCGCCCAGUUUGGCCGCGAGGACCGAGGCGAGACACAGGAGAACUACGGAUCAUCGGCGACAUGCGAUGUCAGCGUGCUCCAGGCGCUGUCGCGUCGCAUUCACUUCGGCAAGUUCGUCGCCGAGGCCAAAUUCCAGAAGGAUCCCGAGACCUUUGUCCGGUUGAUCAAGGCCAAUGAUCUGGCGGGCAUCGAGGCGGCUAUCACCGACGCGAAGGUGGAACAGAAGGUCCUGGAGCGAUUGGCUCUCAAGGCCAAGACGUACGGUACGGACCCUGCGUUCCCUUCGGAAUCAGGGCCGAAAAUCAAUGUGGAUGCGGUGGUUGCUAUGUACAAGGAAUACGUCAUUCCUCUGACCAAGGUGGUGGAGGUGGAGUACCUCAUGCAGCGCCUCCAAGGCACUCAGUGGGAGUAA
Molecule: messenger RNA, 801 nt
Organism: Aspergillus clavatus NRRL 1
Lineage: Eukaryota; Fungi; Ascomycota; Eurotiomycetes; Eurotiales; Aspergillaceae
Product: chorismate mutase ARO7
Exons: 3
Coding region: 1-801 (266 amino acids)
Biological process (GO): aromatic amino acid biosynthetic process; chorismate metabolic process
Cellular component (GO): cytoplasm
Molecular function (GO): chorismate mutase activity
Source: RefSeq, a predicted model, not a curated record